This is a messenger RNA of Lucilia cuprina (Australian sheep blowfly), 1947 nucleotides long. RefSeq names its product homeobox protein B-H1 (gene B-H1). Gene Ontology annotation, biological process: regulation of transcription by RNA polymerase II. Lineage: Eukaryota; Metazoa; Arthropoda; Insecta; Diptera; Calliphoridae. The record is from RefSeq and is a predicted model, not a curated record. The transcript is spliced from 3 exons. Gene Ontology annotation, cellular component: nucleus. The coding region runs from base 274 to 1824 and encodes 516 amino acids. Gene Ontology annotation, molecular function: DNA-binding transcription factor activity, RNA polymerase II-specific; RNA polymerase II transcription regulatory region sequence-specific DNA binding.
GCGGUUAGUUUCGUUUUGAACGUGGAUGUGAACGUAGCAAGCGCGUUAAAAGAAAUAAAAAAUAUACACAAAAAAUAAAUUAAGAAAAAAUUAAAAAAAAACGUUUACAACAAAUGUAACAAUUUAUAACAAAAUAAAAAACACAUUUAAAAAAAAAAUCUAAUAGAAAUUCAAAAAUUUCAUUAACAAAAAUUUUAAACACAUUUUUCUAUUAAAGAAAUAAAAAGCGUUUUUGUGUUACCAAAAAGAAAAAAGUGUGAGCAAAAAAGUUUUAUGAAAAGUGUUGUGGAAAUGAAAGAUUCAAUGACCAUAUUACAACCUUCCUUAACGAAUACCGAACAUCAAAAAAUGUCCAAUAUGAAACCGAAUCGUUCACGUUUUAUGAUUAAUGACAUUUUAGCGGGUAGUGCAGCGGCCGCUGCAGCUGUUGAGGCGGCCAAUGCAGCAGCCGCUUUCUACAAACAGCAGCAACAAAAUAUUAAUAACAACAACAAUGAGGAACAAUCACCUUCAAAUUCUCCACAACAUCAACAAUCCCAACAGCAGCAGCAACAGCAAUUACAGCAUGCCCAACAGCAACAUCACCAUCAUCUUCAACAACUUCAACAGCAACAUCUCCAGCAGCAACAACAACAACAUCCUGCACAUCAUCAUCCUUCAAUACCUUUGGGGCAUUCUCCACAUCCUUUGGCUCAUCAUCAAAAUGGCUCUGGAAUACCUCAUCAUCAUACACCUGCCCCUCAUCAUAAAAUGCAUUUUCCCGUCGGUGCCACACAAAUCGGUUCGAAUGGUUUAAAUGUGGCUCAGUAUGCAGCCGCAAUGCAACAACAUUAUGCCAAUGCCGCUAAUGCUGCAGCAGCAGCACGUGCUGCCGCUGUUGAGCGUAAUCAUGGUGUUGAUUUGGAUGAUAGCAGUGAUUACCAGGACAAUGAUGAUUGUGACAGUGAUAAUGGCAGCGGUGGAGGUGGUGGUGGUCAUUUGGAUGAUAACAGCGUUUGUAGUAAUGGCGGCAAAGAUGACGAUGGCAAUAGCAUUAAGAGCGGCUCCACCAAUGAUAUGAGUGGCUUGAGUAAAAAGCAGCGCAAAGCUCGUACUGCCUUUACCGAUCAUCAGUUACAGACAUUGGAGAAAUCUUUUGAACGACAAAAAUAUUUAAGUGUCCAGGAGCGUCAAGAGUUGGCUCACAAAUUGGAUUUGAGUGAUUGUCAAGUUAAGACUUGGUAUCAAAAUAGAAGAACAAAAUGGAAACGUCAAACUGCUGUUGGCCUAGAGCUUUUAGCUGAAGCUGGCAACUUUGCUGCCUUCCAACGUUUGUAUGGUGGUUCACCCUAUAUAGGAGCUUGGCCCUAUCCCGGAGCCCAACCUGGCCAUGGUGGUCCACCUGCUUCCUCAAUUGAUUUGUAUUAUAGACAGGCUGCUGCAGCAGCUGCUAUGCAGAAACCUUUACCCUAUAGUCUAUAUGCUGGAGUGCCAAAUAUGACACAUUUAGCUGGUCUACCAGUAGCGGCAGCUGCCGCCCCCUUCUCACAUCUAACCGCUUCUAGUUCUUUAUCCUCCCUAAGCAGUUACUAUCAAACGGCCACAGGGGCUCAAGCUACUUCCCCCACGGCAGCCAAUGGCGGCCCCACAGCUAGCACCCCUUUGGGUGUAAUUAAACCCAUAGCUACCACCCCCUCACCUACUCCUCUAGCAGAAUCAUCACCUAUACAACGUCCCGAUACCCGAUCUCCCAGUCCUACUUUAAAUCCCGGUAGUCCACCCGGACGUUCAGUAGACAGCUCUUCACAAGCCCAGUCUGAUGAUGAAGAUCAUAUACAAGUUUGAAGUUAAAACAACAAAUUAAUUAUUUAUUAAAAACAAAUUUAAAAAAAUAAACAAGAGAUUAAAGGAAUUAUUAAGAUUAUUAAAAAUAAACAUUUUUAGUAAAACAACUAAUUAAGAUAAAGU